UCAGUGUACAGUGGUCAGUCUCUGAAUAUUCGAAAGCAUCAAACCUUCAUCAUGCCGCCGAAAGUCAGUGGUAAAGCUGUGAAGAAAGCUGGUAAAGCCCAGAAGAACAUUAAUAAAACCGACAAGAAGAAGAAGAGGAGGAGGAAGGAAAGUUACGCAAUUUACAUCUACAAAGUGCUCAAGCAAGUUCAUCCUGAUACUGGAAUAUCCAGCAAAGCAAUGAGCAUCAUGAACAGCUUCGUCAAUGACGUUUUCGAACGUAUUGCAGCGGAAGCUUCAAGAUUGGCACAUUACAACAAACGUUCAACAAUUACGUCUCGGGAAAUUCAAACUGCAGUAAGACUGUUACUACCUGGUGAACUGGCAAAACACGCAGUCAGCGAAGGCACCAAGGCAGUGACUAAAUAUACCAGCUCCAAAUAAGCAGAAUACUUUUCUGCUAUCCAAAAACGGUCCUUUUCAGGACCAACAAAUAUUAGAUACGUGUGGAACAAUUUUCUUGUGUUAAAAUUGAAACUUCUCUCACCAAAAAAAUCCUUUCUAUAUUUAAGUAAAUUAUCUUAAUAUUCUGAUACUUCUAAACAAAAAU
This is a messenger RNA of Colletes gigas, 589 nucleotides long. RefSeq names its product histone H2B-like. Lineage: Eukaryota; Metazoa; Arthropoda; Insecta; Hymenoptera; Colletidae. The record is from RefSeq and is a predicted model, not a curated record. Bases 52 to 423 code for a protein of 123 amino acids. Gene Ontology annotation, molecular function: protein heterodimerization activity; structural constituent of chromatin; DNA binding. Gene Ontology annotation, cellular component: nucleosome. The transcript has a single exon.